This is a messenger RNA of Phaethon lepturus (White-tailed tropicbird), 397 nucleotides long. RefSeq names its product ataxin-7-like protein 1. NCBI's taxonomy places the organism in Eukaryota, Metazoa, Chordata, Aves, Phaethontiformes, Phaethontidae. The record is from RefSeq and is a predicted model, not a curated record. The transcript is spliced from 3 exons. The annotation marks the transcript as partial.
GUGUAGAUCUAGAAGAGGCUGGAAAGGAGGGUGGAAAAAGCAGGGAGGUUAUGAGGCUUAAUAAAGAAGAUAUGCACUUAUUUGGCCAUUAUCCAGCUCAUGAUGAUUUCUAUCUUGUAGUGUGCAAUAUCUGCAAUCAGGUAGUCAAGCCACAGGUUUUCCAGUCACACUGCGAACGAAGACACGGUUCAAUGUGUAAACCUUCCCCUUCUCCAGCUUCUCCAGCCUGUAAUUCCAGGACAUCCCUAGUACAGAUGAAACCGAAAUCCUGUAUCAGCGGCCAUAACCCUGUCAGCAGCAACUCAAAGCCAUUCAAAACGCCCAAAGACAAUCUACUUACCUCCAGUAGCAAACAGCACACAGUUUUUCCUUCAAAAGUAUCACGGGAUAAACCAUG